AUGGUGGUUGUCCACUCGUGGCAUAUGUCGUCUGAUGGGCCCGUGGGUGAUAUACCACCUUCAGAAUGGCAUUCCGUUCGACCAUGGUCGCCCCGCUUGUCCCUCUCCGUGCGCGAAAUCACCUCCGUUUCGGCCACCUUCAUACUUUCAUCCACUUUCUCGGAUCGCGGCGAACAGGAUCUUCUACUGGAAUCACUUGGCAUUGGCCCGGAUGAUGAAUUCGAAGACCAUAUAGUAGAUGUGGACGACGGUCGCGCGAUCAUCUCAGACGCCCUCGCCAAGGGCCUGUCGGUAAACGUCAAUGGGAAUCCGUGGUCGAAGGUGAUCUUCCAUAUAGACGACAAGUCGGACGAGGCUAUCAUCAUUAUCUACGCGUUGAUGCCCGGCAGGCAGUACGAUAUAGAUCUAGGACUUGUCAACGGAGGGCAAAGUUUACGGAGACAAGUGGUUACGGAAGUGCCGAGUCAUUCCCCCGAAUUUGACCACAUCCCCUCUCCGGAAGCAAGUCUGCCUACGCCUUCUACGCCCACUAACCCUACCGUGCAAACGUAUGCCUCAAUAACGCUCGAGGAGCGUCUUGCGCAAUUGCAACAUACCCUCUCUACGCUAACCGCGGAACACGAAACCCUCACCACUAACUUCAAAGCCGCUCGUCGCGAUGCGCAGAAGGCAGACGCCACACUGCGGUCGGAAAUCGAUGGACUCAAGCGUGCCACCGAGAAGAACGCUGUUUCCGAGCAUCGUGCGCGCCAAAAGGUUCUCGCUCUACAAGAAGCCGUCAAACGUGCUCAGGCUGCCACGGUAGACAUCCAAAAUGCCGUCCAGGAAGUCGAGGAGGCGCUGCCCGCGUUGAGGGAGCAAAAGAAAUGUAAGGAGGAGGACCACGCGAAGGUGAAGGAAGCGGCUGAUCGGGCGAGGAGGGAGGUAGAGAAGGAAAAUAAGAGGGAGAAGAAAAGAGUCGAGGCGCUGAAGAAUGAGCUUGCUGGGCUCGGUCACAGGAUGGACAAGCUGAAUGGGAAGAAGGAAAAAUUGGAGAAUGCGAUACCUGACUUGGAAGAGCAGCUCAGGGAAGUAGAAAAGGAGAUCGAGCAGAUUGAGAUGGAUCCUUACGGGCCGCUGAAUUACGUCGAAGAGAACGACGUGCCUCCGCCAACUUCGGAGCAGCGCAGUCGACAGGCUUCACCCGGCGUUAUUGGGAGACCCUCGCAGACAUCGGUCCAACGACCGACUUGGACUCCUUCCCGCUCAUCUCGGCGCUCCUCCAUUAAUUCAAGCAACCCUCUUCUCCCAUUAUCUGCCCCGCGUACACCCGCACAGCCAAGUCCAUCCCAACAACCCCAUUCCCGACAAACACAAUCUCAUCACCGCUCCCAUUCAGGUGGCUCCAUAACGCAAAUCCUCCAGACUCCCCAAAUAUCCCCAAACCACGGCCCAUUAGCUUCAACGUCCACGUUAUCCAGCAAAGCGCCGCCAUUUGAGCCUGGUAGGCCAAUUCGCGGUUUAUCGUUGAAUACUUCGCAUUCGAGCUCGAGUUCUCAUCCUGCGCCGAUACAACGGCCCACCCGUAAUAUACACGGCAGCAAGGACUCGCUGAAUAGUAGUUCCUCAAGAUGA
This is a messenger RNA of Pleurotus ostreatus (oyster mushroom), 1614 nucleotides long. RefSeq lists its product as uncharacterized. The record is from RefSeq and is a predicted model, not a curated record. The coding region runs from base 1 to 1614 and encodes 537 amino acids. The transcript has 2 exons. NCBI's taxonomy places the organism in Eukaryota, Fungi, Basidiomycota, Agaricomycetes, Agaricales, Pleurotaceae.